AAAAAUUCUAGUCGGCAUGAUUUUUAUCCAAGACAAGAUUCUACAUAAAUUCUCAACUAAAAAAUUACUGCUAGUAUCUUCAACUGGUGUCGGUAAGUAUAAAGCUAUGAAUCACAAUAGUACAUUUGCAAAUCUUUCGCACCAAACACAGAGGGCAUUCACCGAAAACCCUCUUCUUAAAUGUUAAUUAAGCACGAAGAUUAGCUUAAAGCAUUCCCAGAGUUGUGGUCAGUCAGUGGAGCGCACUCAGAGCCGCGAACACAAUGCGUGCAAACGGACGCGCGUCCAUCACUAGGACGGCACUCUCAUGCUUGUUCUGCCUUCAUUUGUUUGUGACACAAACAACUGGCACCGACUAUGGAAUUCCUUUUGAAAUAAAAAGUUGGGACUCUGGCCGAUCGCCCCUAGCUCAUAUGGUGGAUGUUACCAACGGAUUUGGUUUAAAAGUGCUCGCGGAACAUAACUUUUUAAAUGACAACAACAUUGCUUUCUCGCCCUAUGGAUUAAUGGGUAUCCUGGUUGCACUGUACGAAGGGGUGGAUGGGGAGUCCUCUUAUCAAAUCCAACGAGGGAUGCAGUUACCCUGGAACAGGAAUGUUAUGCGGAUUGGAUUUAGAGAUAUACACCGAACAUUAAAAACUUACUUCAUCCCUGAAGAGGGUUUCCUCGCAGGUUUAGCUCUUAACAAUGAAAAUGUCACUUUCAAUGACAGCUAUAAAAAGAUACUACGAUUCUAUGGUUUUGAUCUUGAUAAUGAUCAAUUACCUACCUUUGCUCCUGGGACCAAUAAUAGUACAAAUGAAACAACUACAACUGCUUCACCAUCGAGUUCUGAAGCACCUGCCACCACUGCAGGCACAACAGCUGCUGCUACGACGGAAAGUGCAGCAGCAGGUGCAGAAGCAUCUACGGCACCAACUAGAGAAGAAACAACUACUAAUCCUAAUGCAGAAACUAUAAACGAUAUCGACAUCCGGGGACCAACGCCAACGACUACGAGCCCGGGUUCUGCAUCUAAUGCUGAGAGUACAACUAAUUCUUUAGACGAAUCGACUACACUUAGUAAUACAGUGGAAGAAAUAGCUUCACCUACAUUAAUAGCACAAACCGGUGCUACAGAUACAACUAUACAAACAACCACGACUGUGGCCACAACCACAUCCAAUGAGUUAAUGACAAGUUCUACAACAGUUGAAGCAUCCUCGACACUGAUAGUUCCUGAUACUUCAUCUACGACGUUAAUUAAUUCUGAGUCAACAGUUUUUCAGCCCUCAUCAACAGGUACAACAGUAGCACUAAAUGAUGCGUCUACUAUGAACAAUGAAGUAGAUGCAAUGACGACAAGAGAGGUAACAACGAGUACAACAGAAAAUUCGCCAGAGACAACAGCAGCGACAUCUACGAUGACGACAAAUAGUAAUACAGAAACAGAAACUCAACAAGCUGAGCAAAUGUCUACUUCGUCUGAUAUGAGUACAACUACUGAGUCAACAACAAUCAAUGAUUCAACAUUGGAAACUCUAGAACGCCGUAAGAAGUCGAUUGUAGACUUCGUAUUCACAAACCCACCAUACGUUGAUGAUUACUUGGUAUAUAAAUCUUACGAUAUAGGUCCCAAUUCCGAAUUGCCGUCUACAAAUUUUGAUGAUAGUACAAAUUUCUUAGCGAAUGGAUUAAAGAGUGUUCAGGUGACAUACAUGCAUUACGACACUAUACUAGAGCACGCGUACCUGCCGCAUUUAGAAGCUUCGGCAUUGAGGCUGCCUCUAGACAGCGACAGAUAUUAUUUACUGGUUGUGUUACCAACGCGUGGUGGCGUGCCGGAGCUGGGAAGGCUGCUUGCGAGGAUGGCGCGGGAAUCUGACCUCUCCGAUGUCUACUCGGCACUACGCCCGCGGCGAGUUCGCGCCAUCGUUCCCAGCUUUACGGUCAAAGGUCAUGUCGCACUAACUACAGAUUUGCAAAAGUUGGGUAUCCGUGACGUGUUCGAGCCUAGGCAGCGCGAUUUUAACCCCAUGACUAACCAAGCAGGGGUAUAUGUGCGAAGUAUAGAACAGGCAGUCUCUGUUGCUAUUCGAAAAUACCAGCCUGACGACCAGAAAAAGAACAGAUACGUAAGUAACCACCAGCCGGUGCGAUUCUCGGCUACAUAUCCCUUCCUCUACUUUGUGAUGGAUGCCAGCAUACACGUCGCGCUCAUGGCCGGCAAGAUGGUCGAUCCACUGAAUACAAGGAUAUUAUAG
Molecule: messenger RNA, 2243 nt
Organism: Achroia grisella
Lineage: Eukaryota; Metazoa; Arthropoda; Insecta; Lepidoptera; Pyralidae
Gene: serpin-34
Product: mucin-2
Exons: 5
Coding region: 264-2243 (659 amino acids)
Biological process (GO): methylation
Molecular function (GO): methyltransferase activity; serine-type endopeptidase inhibitor activity; nucleic acid binding
Source: RefSeq, a predicted model, not a curated record